UAACAACACUGGUAUUUAGAAUAAAAAAGUGAUAGAAACAUAUGGGUCCUUUAUUGAACAUUUUAUCUCUCCUGUCACUACGUAAAAUAAACGCGAUGUUUGUAAAUAAUUACCGAUUUAUUGACAAAACAUGUAUAGUCUAUAUUAUGUAAUCUAUUAUAUUAAAACAAUAGCUUAAUCGUAGUACUUUUACAUUUAGUUUAAAAUAUAUGGUAUCAACGGUGAAAGUAUGUUUUCAUGUUUAAAUUUUAUAAUCUUAAAUUACUUUGUUUAUUAUUAAAAAGUCUUAAUAAAUCAUCCCUAUAAUAGGACAUUUUUUCAUCAAUCAAAUUGUUGCAGUAAAUUUUUGUAAAAAAAAAUUUAAUUAGAAAUAUAAUAUCCUGGAUGUAUAUAAGUUACACAAUAUAUUUCAGGAGCAGCUGAGAAAAUUUUUAAACACUACAUAUUAAAACGUUUAUAGUAAUGAAUUAAUUGACAAAUAGAUACAGAAAUUUAGCUUUUAUAUAAAGCUGAGAAGGUAUUGAAAGUUAAAUAUAAUAUAUUAUUACUUUAGAAUGUUUACAUUAACUAAGUUGGCAUUCUAUUCAUGUAACGAAGAACAAAGAAAUUUAUACAAAUACUACAGGUUACCUUCAGUUGAACUUAAUAGCUGUUGUAUUAGUAUAUUAAACUUCAUAUUUAAAAGAGAUAUAAAACAUAAUAAUGAAAAAAAUAUAACACAUCAUUGGGAUGCGAAAAUUGCGUGGGUAGCUGCUGAAAAUAAUCAUUUAGAGUGCUUGAAAUUUGCACUUGCAAAUGGUUGUCCUUGGGAUCAUUUUAUCAUUAAUGCUGCCGCGAAAAAUGGUAAUUUCGAGUGUUUAAAAUAUUUAUAUGAAAACAAUUGUCCAUGGAAUGAAAGAACUAUCUGGGAAGCUGCUGAAAGUGGUAAUGUAGACUGUUUAAAAUUUUUACAUGAAAAUGAAAUUCCUUGGUAUGAAUCAACGACUUGGGCUGCUGCAAGAAAAGGAAAUCUAAAUUGUUUAAAGUAUGCACAUGAAAAUGGUUGUCCAUGGAAUGAAAGGACAAUCUGGGAAGCUUCUACAAAUGGCCAUUUAGGUUGUAUCAUGUAUGCUCAUAGAAAUGGAUGUUCGUGGAAUAGUUACACUUGUAGUGAAGCUUCUAAAAAAGGAAAUUUAGACUGUUUAAAAUAUGCAAAUGAAAAUGGAUGCCCUUGGGAAGAAUCAACUACCUGGGCAGCAGCAGAAAAUGGUAAUUUAAGCUGUUUAAAGUAUGCUUAUGAAAAUGGAUGUCCGUGGGAUAAAAAAACUACUUUGAAAGCUGCUAAAAAUGGCUAUUUAAACUGUUUAAAGUAUGCACAUGAAAACGGAUGUCCUUGGGAUGCUAAAACUUCCAUGAAAGCUGCUAAAAAUGGCUAUUUGAAUUGUCUGAAGUAUGCACAUGAGAAUGGAUGUCCAUGGGAUGUUAGAACUACUUUAGAAGCUGCUAAAAAUGGCUAUUUAAAUUGUUUAAAGUAUGCACAUGAAAAUGGAUGUCCUUGGGAUGCUAGAAUUACUUUGAAAGCAGCUAAAAAUGGUUAUAUAAACUGUCUAAAGUAUGCACAUGAGAAUGGAUGCCAUUGGGAUGUUAGAACUACUACGAAAGCUGCUAAAAAUGGUUAUUUAAACUGUUUAAAGUAUGCACAUGAAAAUGGAUGUCCUUGGGAUUCUAGAACUACUUUAAAAGCUGCUAAAAGUGGCUAUUUAAACUGUUUAAAGUAUGCACAUGAGAAUGGAUGUCCAGAGUAGAUAAAGGUAUAAAAUUAUUGAGUAGCUUAUAAAUAUUUUGGUGUAUAUUACAAGAGCCAUUAUAAAAAGAUAAGUAAAUAUUCUAGAAAAAAUGAAGAAAAUUUUCAAUGUGAAAAAAUCUCAUAUGUUAUCUUUCUUUUAUAAUAAUGAACAAAUAUUUUACCACUGUUUUGUGUGAUAUUAAUAUGUUAAUAUGAAAUAACUUCUUAUUUGUUUUUAUUUUAAAAGGAGUAUUAGAGCAGCUUAUUUCUUACCUGCUAGAAAUAAAAAAAAAAUUUUCGAAUCUACUACUGAUUUAGGAUAAAAAAAAUUCUCUUUUAUUAAAAUUAAACUUUAUUAACACAAUUUUAUUUUUUUAAGUUGGAAGUUUUAGAAGCAAAUUUUUUUAUGUAAAUUCAUUAUUUGGCAAACAUUUUAACAUGUUUUUGUUACAUUAAGAAAAAUAUUAAGGUCAAAGAUACAUUGGAUAUACUUGAAGUUAAACUAUUUACUUAAGCUUUUCCAAAAAUAAAUAAUUUAUAUUCUAUUCUUGAGAGGCAUAAUAAUUUAAGUUUUUCAAUUUUUCAGGAAAAAAAAUUUUUUUUACUGUACAUAUUUAAUUUUUUUAAUUUCAUUGUAGUUAUUAUUUUGUUAAGCUAUUAUAAUACAUCUUUUAUUAGUUUUUGAAACUAUUUUUUCUAUUGGCUGGACUUCAUAAGCUAUGAACAUAAAUUAUUUGGUUUUUGUCUUAAAACUCCUAAAUUAUUAGCUCAAAUAUCUUGUAAAAUGUACUUCAUAUUGAUUUUUGUGCUCUACCAAUAAUGUUAUUCAUUACUUAUUAGUAUUGUUAGUAUUAACUAUUUAUACUAACCACGAGUUAUUAGUAAAUUUUAUUUCUUAUUUAUACUAUUAUUAGAUUAAAUUAUUUAAGGUAAUUGAUAUAAAUUGCGACUAGAAAAAUAUUUUUGUGAUUUAAAAUUUGAGCAAGUUUGAAACUGAUUUUGCUCGUGUGAAGUAUUUUACAUAUUUUAUAUUCUAUAUAAAUAAUUUUAGUUAAGUUAAUAUUUUCCUAUUAAGAUAGUCGUAGACUCUUAAACUCAAAAUAUGAUACUGAUUGAUACUAUGUAUUGUACUUCUGAUCUCUAGACAAACUUUAAUUAUUAGAAUUGAUGAAACAAAUAAUAACAUUUUUAUAAACCUCAUGUUCAUUAAUUACUGUAUCUUUUAUAUUGUAUUUAUUAAAUAGUCAUUAUAAAUUAAUUUUGUAAAAAAUACUAAAGAUUUCUUUUUAAAUUAUGUGUAUUUUUUAUAUUACAUUUUUUCCUAAUAAAAUGUUUGUAUUGUAUAUGUAUGAAAUAGGAAAAUAUUAUUAAAAUAUUAUUUAUUAAAAAUAUGAGAUAAUUAAAAAAAAUAUGUUGAACUAUAAAACUAUAAAUUGUAUGAAACUAAGUUUUUAUAAAACUUUUCAAAGAUUUAAAAACAAAUUAUUGCAAAAUUUUUUUAGAAAAUAAUAACUAGAGAAAUGUAUUAUUUUGAUAAGUAAAAUAUUAUUUCCCUGUAGUUCAUAUCACAUUUCUUGAAUUUUUACAACAAAUGAAAGUAAUAUGAGUGUAUUGAGAACUAAUUUUAUACGUUACUUAAACUUCAUAUUUGUUACAGUAAUUUUAAUCAAAUUUACAGACUUGUUUAAGAGCUCCGUACAAAAAUUCAUUUUUCAAAAAUUUUCAGGGAACUAUAGCAAAAACCAAACAUUUUUGACAUAUAUCUUUACUUACUAGAAAAUUUAAAAAUUGAUAAAUAUAAAAUGAUUUAUAUUAUUCAUUUUAACUUGGAUAAAUGUAUUUGUCUUUUAAUCUUUAUUAAGAACAAUCAAAAUCUAAUUUUGUAAAAAAAAAAGUUUUCUUGAUUUUGUUCAAAUCCCUUCAGUUUAUACAAUAUAUAUUAACUAUGGAUUGUUACACUUUCUAUAUUUUGUUAGUUUUCCACACUCCGAAACUUAUUAAAUAUAAUGAAAUAGUAUGAAGAUAAAAGAUUAAUUUCAAGUACAAAUUUAGAAAACAAACAUGUGUAAAAUGAGAAUAGUAAAUAUGAAAUUUGAAUAUUUCUAAAUAGAGGGCACUUUUAUAAUUUCAAAUUUAAUUUGAUAACUGCGUUCCGUUUCUUGAAAUUUCAAGUAGCAAAAGUUAUUUUACAAAAUACUUAUUUUUUCAUUUUGCAUAUUUCAUUUGUUUAAUAAGAAAUAAAAUAAUGUAAUUAAUAGUAACUAUAUAAAAAUGUUGUAUUAAAUUUUUGAUAUGAAUCUGUAGUUUAGUUAACAAAUAAGGCAUACAUUAAAUUAGUGUAUUAAAAACAUAUUGAAAAUGUAGACUCUGAAUGUUUAAAAUAUUGUUUGAUAUAUUAAAAAUAAAAAUUAUCAAGAAUUUAUAUAUAUAUAUAUAUAUAUAUAAUGUUAUCAAUUAUAAUGAAAUAAACUAUAAGUAGUCACACUAUAGUCAAUAUUGAGUUUAUUUUUCAAAAUACAUAUUUAAAUUUUAAUAUUUAAUUUAUUUAAACCUCAGAUAAUUUAGUAAAUUUAUAAAAUAACAUUGUAUUUCAUUUAAAUUAUAAAAUUUUCUAUUUAACAAUUCAUUGUUAAAAAAAAUUAUUAAAACAAUCAAAUUAAAGUGUUUCAAUAAUUAAUUUUAUUACAUUAUAAAUGGAUGGAAAAAAAUUCUUAUCAAUUAUAAAAUAUAAUGAGUAAAUUUUUAGAAAGUUAUAUUUAUAUAAAAUUAAAUCUCAUGAUUGACUUUCAUAAUUUUGUAUAUCCAUUGGUUCACCUUGGAUAGAACUCCGUCUUUCUUCCAUAAAUUCAUUCCAAUUAUUUGUGUUCUGUUCAGCUGUAAUAUUAUCAAAAUUAAAGUUUUUAUUUAUCAUAACAAUAAAUAAUACUUUAUAAUUUAUCUCAUCUUCAUGUUUUAUAUUAAUGCAUUCAAUUUUGUAUAUUUUUAUUAUAUAGUAUAUAUUGGAUAAAACCAGAUAUGUGAGAUGAAUACUUAAAAUAAUGUAAAAAUCUAUGUAUAAGUGUUAAAUAAAUAAUUUUUAUAAAAUGUU
This is a messenger RNA of Daktulosphaira vitifoliae (grape phylloxera), 4853 nucleotides long. RefSeq lists its product as uncharacterized. Gene Ontology annotation, molecular function: protein binding. Bases 555 to 1784 code for a protein of 409 amino acids. NCBI's taxonomy places the organism in Eukaryota, Metazoa, Arthropoda, Insecta, Hemiptera, Phylloxeridae. The transcript has a single exon. The record is from RefSeq and is a predicted model, not a curated record.